AGUACAAAUAUCAGUACGCUCAGAUAACGGGACGAGGAUUUUUAAAAGAUCAUCUGGAUAUUUGAAGAAAAAGAAAGAACGGAGGCUUAAUAGAUUAAUAUAGAGAUUGUAGAGAACUUUGGUCAUUUUUUUUCUACUAUCAACUUAUAAAUUUCAAAUUGGUACAUAACUAGAUGUCAGUACUGUAGAUAAUUGACAUUAUUCAUCUAUUGUGCAUGGAUUAUUUGAGAAGUUAUUUCAGGUUAAUUGGAUAGUUUAUUUGUGAUUAUUAUUCAGUUGAUUAAAUACGAAAGGAACAUAUACAAUAUAUUAAUAUGUCAGGAGAUAUUACACAAUUUAAAAUUGACACACUGCAAGAUAUUUGUUUGAUUUUUAUCAAAAAAUACUGGAAACUGAUUUAUAGAGAAUAUUUACAGUCGUGCGAUUUUUUUCAUUUUCCUAUUACAAUAUCAGAGUACUUAUUAAAUAUUUUGGAUGAUGAGGAGAUUGGUAUUACGGAUGAAACUUUAAAGGUAUUUAAACCAAAUCGUACAUCUCUCAAUUUCAUCAAAAUGCACGGCAAUAGAAUUCAAGAAAAAUCUUCCAUACUUAAUUUAGUAGGUCAUAAUAUUACUUCGAUCCAAAUAGAAUACUUUAGACAUUUUCCUGCUAAAGAAUGGCUUAUUGGAUUUAAAUGUGAAAAUAUCACUCAUUUAGAAGGAACAAUAUGGCCAAAUAUGAUUUAUUUAAAUAUUAGUGGCAAUUGGACUUGUCACGAAGUGAUUCUUAAGAAUUUCAUUCAAAGACAUCCAAAGUUAAAAUUUUUAGGAUUAACUCUAACCAACUGCGAAGAUAAAAUGGCGCAAUUCAGCAAUAUCAAUAUAACGGGAAGGCAGUGUUUAAAGAAUAUUUUGAAUUGCUUAAAAAACAAUUCAUUGAAUGUAACGGCAAUUACUACAUCUUUAAAAAGCCUCUGUACUACUAUUCUUAGAAUUGAUGAUGAUGAAUCGAAUAAUUCAAUAUAUAUUGAUAUUUUACAGACAAUAUGUGAUAUAUUAGAAAAUUGGAAAUUCUAUCACAAUUAUAAGAAAACUGAAUCUUAUCACCUAAUUGUACAUAGCCUAUCAAGUAUCGAUGCUAUUAGUUGUUAUAAAAAACCAAUAACGAAAUUGCCAAUUAGCUAUCGAAUAGUAAAGCUAUGUUUCAAAAUUCUUGAAAGUUUUAAGACUCAUUCUCAAAUUGUUAAUCUAUGUUUGGGAGCAAUCUAUAGGAAUUACAGAGGAUUAGGAGCGGUUCAAAAUGAUUUUCAUUCAUUAUCUAUAAUACUUGAAUUGGGUUCCCAAAUAAAUGAUGAUUCGGUUCUUAGGCAACUUUACGUUGCUUGUAUGACUUUUUUCUCGAAAAUACGAAUCCAUACCACAAUUAAUCCUCAGGAUAAAAAUGAUGUUCUUGCACCAAUUGAAGGACGAUUGUUUACAUUACUGUUCCUCUUCCUUAUGACUCAGAAUACAAAACAAAUAGUAAUGCAAGAUCGAGAUAUUAUCUCUCUUGUUUUAGAGAGAAUUGAAAAGCAUGAAUUUCCAGUUUCACAAACUGCUGCAGCUAAUCUAGCUCAUAUUCUUAUUAUUGAAUCUGAAUGUUCAUCAACAAUCUACUCUAAAGAAGAUGUUAAGAUCUUGCAAACUGCUCUGCUGGACAAGGUAAAUAUGUGGGGAGAUGAAAUUUAUCCAUCUUUUCAUAUUUACUCCUCUUUCAAUGGACUCAUACAUUUAAUUAAAUCGAAUAUAAUUGCUGUUAAAAAAUGGGCUUUAUGGACAUUAAGAAAUUUAUUGCUAAACAAUCGAAGGAAAUAUAGUACAUUAGCUAUUCGGGACGGUGUUCUGGAAGUCCUGGACGAAAUUAUUGUUCAUCCGGAUGAGCAUAAUUUAAAUAGAAUUGUAACAGAUAUUUUAAAUAUUCUUGUUAAAAAGCCUUAA
This is a messenger RNA of Dimorphilus gyrociliatus, 1955 nucleotides long. The record is from the annotation of a GenBank genome assembly. NCBI's taxonomy places the organism in Eukaryota, Metazoa, Annelida, Polychaeta, Dinophilidae.